Molecule: messenger RNA, 1578 nt
Organism: Leptopilina boulardi
Lineage: Eukaryota; Metazoa; Arthropoda; Insecta; Hymenoptera; Figitidae
Gene: CstF64
Product: cleavage stimulation factor subunit 2
Exons: 8
Coding region: 126-1445 (439 amino acids)
Biological process (GO): mRNA 3'-end processing
Cellular component (GO): mRNA cleavage and polyadenylation specificity factor complex
Molecular function (GO): mRNA binding
Source: RefSeq, a predicted model, not a curated record
UUAUAAUAUAAUGUUUAUGAUCUAAGCAGACGCCGGCUGCAAAAAUUGUUAAACGUCAAGAUUCACAAUUGUUUUUCUUUUAAUUAUUUUAAAAAAACAAAAAAGUAACGAAAACAAUUGCAAAAAUGAGUAAUUCAGGACUUUCUGAUCAAUCCCUCAUGGAUAAAUCCAUGCGAAGUGUUUUUGUGGGUAACAUCCCCUAUGAAGCAACAGAAGAAAAUUUAAAAGAUAUUUUUAGUGAAGUUGGACCUGUUCUAUCUUUUAAAUUAGUCUUUGAUCGAGAGACUGGUAAGCCAAAGGGUUAUGGAUUUUGUGAAUAUAAAGAUCAGGAGACUGCACUCAGUGCAAUGAGAAAUUUAAAUGGCUAUGAAAUUGGUGGGAGGACACUUCGUGUUGACAAUGCUUGUACAGAAAAAUCCCGUAUGGAAAUGCAGAGUCUUUUACAAGGUCAAAAUACUGAAAAUCCUUAUGGUGAAGCAGUACAAUCUGAUAAAGCACCUGAGGCAAUAAGUAAAGCAGUUGCCUCACUUCCACCAGAGCAAAUGUUUGAAUUAAUGAAACAAAUGAAACUUUGCGUUCAAAAUAAUCCAGUUGAGGCUCGUCAAAUGCUUUUGCUUAAUCCUCAACUUGCUUACGCAUUAUUACAAGCUCAAGUUGUUAUGAGAAUAGUUGAUCCUCAAACUGCUGUUGGUAUGUUACAUAAAGCGAAUCCAAUUCCCGGGGCACUUACACCAUCUGAAAAACCACCAGUACAUCAAGCACCACCAAGAAUUGAAGAACCCUGGACACAAGCGAGACCGACACCAGCACCUAAUCCACCUACUUCUAUUUUUGCUAGUGGUCAAGAUGUGGACCUUCGAACAUUAGACAGACAAAUUGAUCCUCGUAUGGCAAGAAUGGAUCAAGAUUUAAGAGGCCCUCCACCUGUUCCGGCUGCAAAUCCAACACCUGUUGCACCUCCAACUGAUACAAGGGCACCCGCACCAUUUAAUAUACCCGAGACCGUUCUUCCUAUGGAAGGGAUUGACAGCUUUACAAGAGAUCCAAGAGCAGAUAGAUUUGGUCGCGAUCCACGUGAUCCAAGAGAUGCACGAAUGCCCGUUGAUCCAAGAAUGACAAAAACAGUUCCUCCACCAGGACCAGUUGCUCCUCCUCGUCCAGUUGUAGCGCCUACAGGACAGCCUCCCGUUAAUUCAGUUAAUUCUACAGUACAAUCUAAUAAUCUUUCAACGACUACGGCAAGCAAUAGUAAUAGUACCAAUAGAAUUAUGUCAGGAAUGUCACCAGCAGGAAAUAUUCCAAGUGGAGCGUCUGAUCAAGAAAAAGCUGCAUUAAUAAUGCAAGUAUUGCAGUUAUCGGAUGAGCAAAUCGCAAUGCUUCCUCCGGAGCAGAGACAAAGUAUUUUAGUACUAAAAGAACAAAUCGCUAAAAGUACACAACGAUGAGUGUUUAUAAUUUAAACAAAAAUUUUACAUAAUAAAGAGACUAUAAACGUAAAAAAAUAUCGUAAUUUUGUUUUUAACAAAACAUUCUUUUUCUUAAUUAUUCUAAUUUGAAUAAACAAUAUUACAAACUAAA